Ailuropoda melanoleuca (giant panda) is the source of this 483-nucleotide messenger RNA. RefSeq names its product 40S ribosomal protein S25-like. Lineage: Eukaryota; Metazoa; Chordata; Mammalia; Carnivora; Ursidae. The record is from RefSeq and is a predicted model, not a curated record. Bases 1 to 483 code for a protein of 160 amino acids. The transcript is spliced from 2 exons.
AUGGGGGUGGGCCCUAAUGCUUAUAAAAAUAGGGAAGAAAAUGAGAAAGAGGAGAUUAGGUACAGACAGCAAGGUUGCAGGGGUGGCCACUACUCUCUGAGCUUCACAAUACCACCCAAGGACAAGAAGAAGAAGAAAGAUGCCAGAAAAUCAGCCAAAAAAGACAAAGACCCAGUGAACAAACCUGGGGGCAAGGCCAAAAAGAAGUGGUCCAAAGACAAAGUUCAGGACGCGAUCAAUAACCUGGUCUUGUUUAACAAACCAACAUGUGAUAAACUCUAUAAGGAAAUUCCCAACUAUAAGCUUAUAAGCCUAGCUGUUGUUUCUGAGAGAUUAAAGAUUCAAGGUCCCCUGGCCAGGGCAACCCUUCAAGAGCUCCUUAGUGAAGGACUUAUCAAACUGGUUUCAAAGCACAGAACUCAAGUAAUUUACACCGAAAACACCAAGAGUGGAGAUGCCCCAGCUGCUGGUGAAGAUGAAUGA